GGAGAUUGAAGAGCGACUAGUGUACUGUGUAGUCACUGUACAUUCAUGACUUCAGAUUUUUUCAGGAACACAUGCCCUCUGUGCGCGCAAAGCAAAAAUGUGACGGCCCUGAUUUUUCCUCCCUGAAUCUGUCAAAUUUCAACGUCUACCGGUUUCGACUUUUUCGGUUCGGCAACGCUGUCGAUCGUGUCCGUCGUGUUGACGUGGUGUUGAAAAUUACAAGUUGACAUGACGAGAUUAUUUUGGGAAUAGCUGUUUUUUAGAUUGAAUGAAAUUUCUGUAUUUUUGAAUCGAUUGACAUUCCAAAAUGGGAGAAAAACAGAGGCCAACAUAUAGUCACUACGCAGAAUUGAACCGUUGCAGUCAAAAUGGAGAAUACGAAAGAGCGUUGAAAGUAGCCAACAAAAUUUUAGGUGUUUCUCCCGAUGAGAUUUUGGCCUUACACUGUAAACUUAUUUGUUUGAUACAACUAUCCAAGUUGAUGAAGCUAUUGCUCUAAUCAAUAGAAACCCACACUAUUUAAAGGUUAUUCUGUUUGAGAAAGCAUACUGUUAUUAUCGAGCAAACAAACCAGCUGAUGCAUUGAAGAUCUUAAAUAAAAGUGAAGAUGAGCUAGAUUUGCGGUGUAAAGAACUAAAGGCACAAAUAUUGUACAGGCUAGAAAAGUAUGAUGAGGCUGCCAAAAUGUAUCAUGAGAAUAUCAAAAGUACUAAUGAUGAUUAUGAAGAAGAAAGGUAUACAAAUUUGAGUGCUGUGAUGGUGUUUCUAAACAGAAAUGAUACAGAGAACCAAAUUGAUUAUCUUAAAGAUAACACAUAUGAACUAUGCUACAACAAGGCAUGCAUUCUUAUUGCUCAUGAGAAUUAUACUGAGGCCGAGAAAAAGCUUAAACAGUGUGAGAAGCUGUGUAGAGAAGCUUUAGAGGAAGAUGAAGCUGCAGAGGAAGAAAUUGAUAUAGAAUUGGCUUUGAUAAAGGUUCAGCUGGCUUAUGUAUACCAAAAGCAAGGUAGGAUUAGAGAAGCUCAUCAGAUAUACACUGCUACUUUGAAGUUGAAAAUUGAGGAUAUGGCGCUAAUUGCUGCAGCGAGCAAUAAUGUUGUUUGUAUCAAUAAAGAUCAAAACUUGUUUGACUCAAAGAAGAAAAUGAAAGCUGCCAUGAACGAAGCAUUAGUUUACAAGCUUCCCUCAAGACAAAGGAAAUACAUAGCACUAAAUAAUGCAAUCUUAAAUUACUAUGUUAAUCAAACAGAAAUCUGUGAGAAAAUUUGUAAGAAUAUUGAAGAUACUUAUCCAGAUUUGAUGAUUCAGAUCCUCAUUUUGAGAGCACUGAAUCUUAUCAAAGCUGACAAAGUCAAAGAAGCUAUUGAACUCCUUAAGAACACAGAAAGGGAGGAUAAUAGGUUGUAUUUGCACUUAUGCAUUGCACAAAUACACCUGAUGCAGGUAAUAUUUUUUUUAAACUUCUCAAAGCUUCUUUGCAUACUCCCUGUUAUCUGUAGUAGUAUAGUACACAACAGGGUAUAUAAUGAUGUCGUUCAUACAAAUCUAGAUAUUUUCAGCUUCUCAAUAGAUUUAAUUUCUUUUUGCAAAUCCUAAAAUUUAUGUGAUAGAACAAACUACAUACAUUAUAAUGGUAAUACUAAAUGUAUCAAAAUGGGAGGGUAAGUUGUGUGGAUUGCCUACUUUCAGGGGGAUUAAGAAGCGAAAUAAUAAAGAGUAGUGAACAGAAUGCACCUUUAUUUUAAGUUAGAAUUUCAAACAAAAAACAAUGUGGUUUCUCCUUCUUUCCCUUCCUCAUUUUUUUCCUGCAAGUCUGAGGCAUUUGGGGGCAAUGGCGCCAUUGCCAUUUUACUCUAUAAAUGGAUAUAAUCUAGCUACUAAAAUAUUUAAACAAUUCCAUUUCAUAUUCUUACCAUGUAUUGGGCUGUAGGGAGAAAGGAAAGAAGCAUGUAAGGUGUUGGAAAAUCUGGGAGAGCAUACCUACAAACCAGGAAUAGUUGGAGCCUUAACAACAC
This is a messenger RNA of Acanthoscelides obtectus, 2015 nucleotides long. The record is from the annotation of a GenBank genome assembly. NCBI's taxonomy places the organism in Eukaryota, Metazoa, Arthropoda, Insecta, Coleoptera, Chrysomelidae.